This is a messenger RNA of Rotaria sordida, 2829 nucleotides long. The record is from the annotation of a GenBank genome assembly. Lineage: Eukaryota; Metazoa; Rotifera; Eurotatoria; Philodinida; Philodinidae.
AUGUUAUCCAAUAAAGGUCGAAAUCAUCCUAAUGAUGAUUAUGAUAAAGAAUUUCAUUCAUCCAAACGUGUUCGUACAAGUCGUAUCGAUGAAAAUUCAUCGGAUUAUUCUCAUCGUCGUUCAUAUUCUUUAAUUGAAGUGGCCAAUGACAAAGUAAUAUAUAAUGAUCAAUGUGAAAAUGGUUCAUAUGAUGUUACAUCAAAAUCUACAUCAAAAAAUGGAAUCGAUACAAGAAAACGUUCACAUUCAUUUGUUCAUCCAACAAUUUAUUCAAUUGUACCCAAUACACAAUUAACAACAAUUGUUAAACGACCAUCACAAUGGGGACAUGUUGGUCAACGAAUUGAACUUUAUACAAAUCAUUUUCGUAUAAAUUUUUCAAAACAAGUUGAUGAAACAAUUUUCUAUCAAUUCGAUGUUGAUGUUGAAUUAUUAUUUCGUGAUGGUUUAUGGCGUUCAUGUAGAAAAGAUGAACGUUUACAUGUUAUUAAAAAAAUUAUUGAACAAGAACAUUUUCCACUUAAUAUCAAUGUGAAAUUGUUCAUAAAAAAAACAGGACAAACAAAUAAAUUUCGAUUAUUAAUUAUAAAUCUUGUUAAAACUUGUAAUUUGAAAACAAUAUUCGAUUUCAUAGAAAAACGUGUUUCACAACGACCACAUGAUCCCAUUCGAAUACUUGAAAUAUUAUUUAAACAGACACAACGAAUCGAAAUGAUCACAAUUAAAAAUCAAUCUUAUUCAAAAUAUCAAAGAUUAGAUGAUCUUGGCGAUGGCCGAGGUUUAGCUUUAGGAUUUUAUCAAGCUAUUGUACUUGGUGAACGUGGCCCAAUGUUACAUAUUAAUAAUACAUUUAGCUGUUUUUAUCAAAAUUACAAUUUAGUUGAAUUUAUUUCCUGUUAUUUGGGUCACGAUAUCAGAAAAUAUGGUAUUCCAUCAAAAGAUCAAUCAUUACUUGUUCGAAAAAUUUUAAAAUCACUUUGGUUUGUAACAUUAUAUACAAAUCGAAUUCGUCGAUAUCGUUUAAAAUCUUUUGGUCGUGCAGCUAAUGAACAGAAAUUUCUUAAAGAUCAAGAUGAACAAAUAACUGUUGCUAAUUAUUUUCAUGAUAAAUGGAGAAUUCGUUUAUAUCAUCCACAUUUACCUGUUGUUGAAUUAUUUAAUCCAAUUGAUAAAAAUAAAAUACAUUUUUUACCAAUGGAAUUAGUUAUUAUUGAUAAAUGGCAACGAAGUUUAAAACCAUUAACAACUGAACAACGUACAAAAGUAACGAAAAAAACAGUCGUUCGUCCAGGUGAACGUUAUGGUAUGAUACGACGUGUUGCUGAUGAAUGUCGUUUCAAUCAUGAUGAAUAUCUUGUAAAAUUUGGUAUCAAUGUCGAUGUCAAUGAAAUGAUUAUGUUACCGGCAAGAAUUUUAUCAUUACCAGAAAUAAAAUAUAAAUCAUCACAAGAUGAUCAACAUGAUGUUGUUGAACGAGUUCGAAAUGGUAAAUGGUGGUUAAAUAAUCGUUUCAAUAAAGCAUGUGAAAUACAUGUAUGGGCUGUUGUUUUCGUUAGUCAAUAUGAACCUAAUAAUCGACAUAUUCAGACUGCAAGAAAUUUUACACAUAGAAUUCCACAAGUUAUGUCGAAAUAUGGUAUUCGUUUCAAUUCAAAGCCUAUUGAAAAAUCUGAUGCAGCUGUUCCACAAAUAAUUCUAGCUCGUAUGCAUGAACUUAAAAUUCAAGGAUGCGAAAUUAUUAUUUAUAUUCUUAAUCAAGUUGGAGAUGACAUUUAUCAUGCUAUCAAAUUUUUUGGAAAUAUUAAACUUGGUAUGGUAACUCAAUGUACACGUUAUGAACGACUUGUGUCAAAUAGUGAUAAUCAUAAAAUGGAUAUGUACAUUCAAAAUUUAGCACAAAAAUUCAAUGCUAAAUUAGGUGGUGUUAAUCAACUUGUAUCAUUAAUACAUCCAUUGAUGUUAUCAUCAGCUCGUUCCGAUGUAUUUAUGUUUUUUGGUAUCGAUUGUACUCAUAUAACAUGUUCACAUGAACGACCAUCAAUAGCUGCUAUAAUUGGAUCAAGAGAUUCAACAAGUACACAAUAUGCAAGUCGUCUUGUAAAACAGUUUUCACCAAAAGGAAAAAUUACUCUCGAAAUAGUAAAAGAUCUUCAUAUGCCUGUUGGUGAAUUAUUACAUGAAUUUUUCAAUUAUAAUUCAUAUUUGCCAAAUAAACUCGUUUUUUAUCGAGCUGGUAUCGACAAUGGAUCAUUUCAAAAAGUACUUGAUCAUGAAUUACGAGCUAUUAAACGAGCAUGUACAGAUUUAUAUGGUUAUAAUCAAUUACCUCAAAUUUGUUUUAUUAUUGUUAAAAAACGUCACAAUACUCGAUUUUUUCAUUGGAAUAAAAAAUCCAAUCAAACAAAUAAUAUUCAACCAGGAACAAUUAUUGAUACAGAUAUUGUUUCACCGAAUGGUUUCGAUUUCUAUCUUAAUUCUCAUGCAACUAUACAAGGUACAUCAAGACCAAUACUUUAUCAAGUUUUAUACGAUGAAAUUGGUUUUACAUCGGAUGAUAUACAACAAUUGACAUAUUAUUUAUGUCAUACUGUUGCUCGAUGUACUAAAUCUACAGCUGUUCCAGCACCUGUUCAUUAUGCAACAUAUUGUGUAGCACGUGGUCUUAGUCUUGACUAUGAAGGACAGAUAGCAAAUGAACAACAAAGUAUUGCAGUUUCGGAAUUCGACGAAGCCUUGUUCGAUGAGAAUGUUAUCGUUACUUUAGAUGAUGUUCAAACAAUUAAAAUCGAUUUUAAUCCAUUAAUUGAAAACACAAUGUGGUUUGCAUGA